AGGGUUAAAACAUGGUCUCCUCUUUUAAUAGGAAAACAAAUUGAAGGAGUAUGGCACACAGCGGUAUUAGUAUAUAAUAUGGAAUAUUUUUAUGGUGGUGGUAUAUUAUGCCUUGAUCCUAAAGAGUUUGAAGCUUUUUAUGAUAUAAAUCCAGUGAAUAUAAUAGAUAUGGGAACAACUGAAAUACAUCAAACAUAUUUUCAUGAAUAUUUAAAUGGUAUUCAAAAAGAUUUUACUGUUGAUAAAUAUAAUUUGGUAAAUUGGAAUUGCAAUAAUUUUACUAAUGAAGUUUGUAAUUUUUUAGUUGGUAAAAACAUUCCUGAAUACAUAUUGAAUACUCCAUAUGAGGUGAUGUCAACUAGUAAAGGAAAGUUAAUUUUAGAUAUGAUGCAAUCCUAUCAAACCAUGAUUGCUCCAGGUAUGGAAGGUAGUUCAUUGGAAAACAAUAAUAGUAGCGAAAAUAAAAGUAUACAUAAUAAAAAGGAUUUUUGUAAGUUACCAAGUGUUACAUUAGAUAAUUUCUUUGAUGGAAACAGAGUGGAAGAUUUAAUAGAGGAAGUUAUAAAAAAUGAGAAAUAUAAUUCAAAUCAGAAAAACACAUUUUUAGAUACUUUAAAAAAAAUUUUAGAUGAUAUAGUAAAAAAUUUAGAUAAUUUGGAAUAUCGUGUUCUAUAUAAAAAUAGAUGUGAUAUAUUUAACAAUUUAUCUACUAUCAGUGAAUAUAAUGAAAUAUUGUCAUCGAUUGGUUUUUUUCAAGGAUAUAUUGAAAAAGAUGAAAUAAAUAACAUACAAAAUUUUACCAUUUUUAUAGACUCUAAAAGGAAAGGGCAUUCUUUUUCAGAACAUUUAAAUUUAUUUGUGAAUAAAAAAAUUUUUUUGAAAAAUGAAAAUAAAACAAUUUCCAAAACGAGUGUACUGAACUUUAAAGAUUUGAUUGAUUAUAUUCCUUGUCUCGAAAGAAAAAAAAAUAAUUCCAAUGAUUUUUUAAUUUUUUUGUCAGAUGCAUUUAUAAACAAUAAUUUUGAUAUCAUAAAUGAAAAAAAUGAUAUUAAUUAUUUUAAAACCAUAAAAGAAAAGAUGAAUGUUGAUCCAUAUAUUGAAAAAAAAUUCUUAUUAUCAACUUUGGAAAUUUUAAAAAAAAAUUUAAGCUCUUUGUGUUCUCUAGAAUAA
Molecule: messenger RNA, 1170 nt
Organism: Plasmodium gallinaceum
Lineage: Eukaryota; Apicomplexa; Aconoidasida; Haemosporida; Plasmodiidae
Product: conserved protein, unknown function
Exons: 2
Biological process (GO): protein modification by small protein removal
Molecular function (GO): peptidase activity
Source: RefSeq, a predicted model, not a curated record